AUGAUGCUUCAAAUUGUGGAGAAGCUACAAUCUCCCAGCAAUUGCAGGUGUGAUGAGAAACUCAAGAGACAAACUCUCCAGCAAACCAUAGGCAAUGAGACCUCAUUCCAGUCUGAGAAGGGACCAAACUGCAACCAGACUCCCAACCUCCCGGCAAGUGAUAUCCCACAAAACAGUCAGAAGAAAGCUGUGUCCAACCUCGGAUCAACUGAGAACAUGCUACACAUACUGAAACUGAGACAGGCUUUUGGCAAAACAAAACUACUGGACAAAAGCUUAGACAGCCAAGAAGGAUUUUGGAAGAAACACCAAGAAGAAAAUGGCAAGAAGCCAUGGACCAGUCAUGCAUCCAAGAAACUGAAAUCCCAGCCCCUGGUAUCCAAAAGGGCACCAAAGAGCGGUCAUGUGGGUAGGACUGGGAUUCCUCAAAGCAGGAAGCCCAGGACUACUCAAAAGGCUGCAGAGCCCUUCAGCAAGAAACCAGCAUUUACAAACAGGGUUGCUGUAAAUGAGCAAACUGCAAAGGCAUCAUCUGCACAAGCUAGGUCAUUACAAGGCCAGCCCCUAACAACAAGCUCCCACAGCCUGGGAAAAGACAGUGCAUUUACACUAGCUGCAAUACCUAUCCGCAAAACACCCAGGGUCUCAAAGGCAAAGGAGCCACCUAAGACUGCACCAUUAAGGAUGGAGAGGGAAUCAUCCCCAAGCAAGAUAGCAGCCCCUCAAGCAGGAGGAGCAGUUGAAGAUACAAAGGGAGACAACUGGCAGAUAGUGGGCAACUCUUCUGAUGAGGCAGCCUGCAAGCCCAAAACCCACAUUGUUUUCCUGAAGGUACACAAGAGCGCCAGUAGCACUGUUAUGAACAUCCUGUUCCGCUUUGGCGAGACGCGCAACCUCACAUUCGCCUUCCCAUUCGAUGGUGCCAGUCAGCUGUUUUAUCCCCACUACUUCACUGCAGAGUUUGUAGAGGGAUUUGUUGCUGGGCAAGCUUUUCAGUUUAACAUCCUGUGCCACCACAUGCGGUUCCUGCCGACAGAGGUGCAAAGAGUGAUGCCCAGCACCACCUUCUACUUUGCCAUCCUGAGGAAUCCCGUCCAUCUCAUGGAGUCAUCCUUCACCUACUACAAAGGGACUUCUGCCUUCUUCCACACCAAGAGCCUGGAGGAGUUCCUCCAACAGCCAUCCAGGUUCUACAAGGCUGGAGAAUCUGACAGCCAAUAUGCUAAGAACCUCAUGACUUUUGACUUCGGCUUCAAUCACAAUGGGGAGGCAUCUGCCAAGCAUGUGCAGCUCAUGCUGCAAGCCAUCAAGACAGCGUUCAACCUUAUCCUGAUCUCAGAGUACUUUGAUGAGUCCAUGGUGCUGUUAAAGGAGGCACUGUGCUGGGACCUGGACAGCAUAGUCUCCUUCCCGCUCAAUAGCAGAGAUGGAAGCACCCGAGCACCCCUUCCAGACUUCACUGUGGAGAAGAUAAAGAACUGGAACAAGCUGGACUGGGAAAUCUACAUACAUUUCAACCAAACCUUCUGGGAAAAGAUUGACCGAGACAUAGGCCGGGAGCGCAUGGGCCAGGAAGUGAGAGCACUGCAGAAAAGACGGGAGCAGCUGGUGAGGACCUGCCUGCAAGAAGGAGAUAGUGUAGCACCUGAAGAAAUCAAGGACCAGUCCCUGCUGCCGCUACAGUAUGGCCAAGCCAGAAUCCUAGGCUAUAACCUGAAGCCAGGGCUGGACAAGAAGACAGAACAGAUGUGCCGGCGCCUCAUAACUCCUGAGCUUCAGUACAGCAGGUCUCUGUAUAGCAGACAGUUUCCUCAGAAAGCCCUGAAGGGCCACAAACCAGCUCCUCUGCCCAGAAAGCACAACAGGAGGACAGUAUGA
Messenger RNA from Alligator sinensis (Chinese alligator), 1878 nucleotides. RefSeq names its product galactose-3-O-sulfotransferase 2-like. The record is from RefSeq and is a predicted model, not a curated record. Gene Ontology annotation, molecular function: galactosylceramide sulfotransferase activity. Bases 1 to 1878 code for a protein of 625 amino acids. The transcript has 3 exons. Gene Ontology annotation, cellular component: membrane. Gene Ontology annotation, biological process: glycolipid biosynthetic process. NCBI's taxonomy places the organism in Eukaryota, Metazoa, Chordata, Crocodylia, Alligatoridae.